This is a messenger RNA of Procambarus clarkii (red swamp crayfish), 2778 nucleotides long. RefSeq names its product translocating chain-associated membrane protein 1 (gene TRAM). NCBI's taxonomy places the organism in Eukaryota, Metazoa, Arthropoda, Malacostraca, Decapoda, Cambaridae. The record is from RefSeq and is a predicted model, not a curated record. Gene Ontology annotation, biological process: SRP-dependent cotranslational protein targeting to membrane, translocation; protein insertion into ER membrane. Gene Ontology annotation, cellular component: endoplasmic reticulum membrane.
AGUGUCUCGUGUAGCAGGAGAAAACAACUUGACAGUCGCUGAGAAGAGCAGCGGCGGAGGACGAGCUAACCAUGGCGCUCAAGGGAGUCCGCAAGUCUAACAAGAACCCACCCAUUUUCAGCCACGAAUUCAUCAUUCAGAACCAUGCAGACAUCGUGUCGUGCGUGGCGAUGGUGUUUGUGCUGGGGUUGAUGUUCCAGGCUACAGCACCUCUGGCAUCAGUGUUCAUUGCAGUGCAGCACAAUGCAUCAGAUAUGGAAACUGCCGAAGCUCCCAUGACUUACACCUAUGGCACUAGGGAUACAGCAGCAGUGUUUUUUUACUGCCUCAUAUCCAUAGUAAUGCAUGCUAUCAUACAGGAGUAUGUUCUUGAUAAAGUUAAUCGUAAAUUGCACCUGAGCAAGACUAAGCACAGCAAGUUUAAUGAAUCUGGGCAACUCCUAAUUUUUACUGCUGUAUCUGCUGCUUGGGGCAUUAAUAUCCUCGUUAAGGAUAACCUAAUGGUGGACAUAACUUCACUGUGGGCAGACUAUCCCGACGGUCAUGCGCAGAUGUCUUUCAUGCUGAAAUUCUUCUUCAUAAUACAGAUGUCUUAUUGGCUUCACUGUUACCCAGAGCUCUACUUCCAGAAGACUAAACGUGAAGAAAUGCCAGCCAAGAUUCAGCAUGCCUCUCUCUAUUUGGUGUUUUGCAUGGCAGCCUACGUUUUAAACUUCAAUCGUGUGGCACUUGUAUUGCUGACUUUAAGAUUUGUGGAAGAGGGAAUCCUUCAUGUCUGCAGACUCCUUUACUUUGCUGAGAAAAAUGCAGCUGCAAAUACAGGUUUCCGUGUGUGGAAUGUAAUAUUUGUUGUCUGUCGACUGGCCAGCAUCAUAGUGGCAAUAUUAACUUUCCAUUAUGGUUUGGCAACAAAUGAUGAUCAGUCACUAGACACUAAAACUGGGAACUUCAACACACCAUUUAUCAGGUUAAAUGCCCUAGUAGCAGUGUGCUUGAUUCAGGCUUGGAUGAUGUGGAACUUCAUCCACUUUCAUCUUCGGAGAAUGAGGGAACGUCAGGCCGAGGCCCUUGCAGCACGCAAGAAGGCUGCCGAGCGAAAGACAAAGAAGGGAAGGAAAGAUGACUGACAUGUUGGUGUUUCAGCAAAACGUAGCUCGGAGGAGGAUGUGAGCGAGCUGCCAGAAGUGGACCAGCAGACACGCAGACGCAAAUGAAGACCAAGAAUGACAAUAGAAUAACGUUAAAUAAUUGGCCAAAACAACUUCGUUGUUACCAUGUCCAUAAAAUAAAUGGGAAAAAUUGGGACUUGCAUUAUACGAAUAGCCUACCACCAGAAUUUGGCUUUUUAUUGGAGAAAAAGUGUAGAUUUUUUACAUUUUGUUGGUCUUGUCAAGCUCUGGUGAUUUCCAAGACAGAAUACUUAUGAUCAUAACUAUUUCUGUUGAUGAAUUAAGCUCUUUGAAAAGAAUUUAAGAAAUUCUCUUUAGAUGUUUCACCAAAAAAAUAGCUUUUUGGAGAAAGAGGUUAUUGCUUGGCUCCAUUAACUGGUAACAUUUGUAAUAGAUUCGUGAUAAGAGGAUAAGUUGUUGUAAAGAUGAGAAUAUUAUUCAGGAAUAAGGUUUUGUUGAUAAGAAAGUUUACAUAUACUGUAUUUUUCAUGUGUCUAAGGGUUAUUGGCAGCAGCACUAAAGGUUGUGAGACUAAUAAAAAUCUCCCUCCAAUUUAUAGUUAUGUUUAUGAUGGACCUUCAUUAGCACAGUUCAUUUGGCAGUUUUUGCUGAAGUGAUCAGAAUUAGGCAUUGGCUGCUAUUUUAAUAUCAAGUUUUGGCACAGUCAAAUACUUUUAUCCUCAAAUUGGGCUGUACUUCAGCAUUCCAUACAUUAAAAUAGUUUAGAAUAAGUGUUUACUAAACUUGCAAAUGUUCACAAAUAACCUAGAGGAAGCAAUGUUUAUUAAACUUGCAAAUGUUCACAAAUAACCUAGAGGAAGCCAAGUGCACAAGGUUAUUUUUCUGGUCAUGCAAUGUCAGGUGCUUGUUCCAGUUCUUGUACACAGUGCAGAGUUUCCUUUAGAUAUCCCUUUAGCAUUGGGGAUACCUUAUUGUACAAGGCAUCAUUUGAGUAAAAGCUGCUGAUGAAAGAUAACUUUGAGGAAUGCUGAAAUAGCUGUUGCAGGUUUUAUCAGUAGCUUUUAUUUAUGAUUUCUUUCCACUUAGCAUGUCAUAGGACAUGAGGUGCACAAAACUACAUUCAAAUUAUAUAUAUAUAUAUAAAUUGAGUUAUGUACAGUACGAGGUAGGUAUUGUAUGCUAUUUCAGCAUUUUACGAAGGUCUUUUUAAGUUACAUAAUGUAUGUAAAAUUGUAAUAUAGUUCAAUUGGUAGUCAUUUCGGUUGAGACUUGUGUGUUAGAUAUUGGUGUUGCAACUUGCCUUGUCUCAUGGAGGUAUUUAUUGCUUGACUCACUUUAACCGCUUUUCUCAUGACACGAAGAGGGUCAUUGUUCUGUAUGACUUUAUCUUUUAUUUUUUGUUUAAAUCUAAAAGAAUGCCAUUAUAAGUAUGUAUUUGGAAGUAUAUACAAAUUGUGUAAUAGCAAUGAAAUGUUAAGUUCUGUUAGAACCAUUUAUAGGGUGCUGAUGGUUUUUCUCUAUAUGGAUGUUUGUAAGUGUAAACCUCCGCAGGAGAAUUAGACAUGUCCAUUAGUUAGUUGAUUAAUAAGUGACUAUCCCUUAAGAGUUUACAUUUUUUUGCACAUUAAAGGUUUGCCCAUUAUAUAAA